Clonostachys byssicola is the source of this 585-nucleotide messenger RNA. NCBI's taxonomy places the organism in Eukaryota, Fungi, Ascomycota, Sordariomycetes, Hypocreales, Bionectriaceae. The record is from the annotation of a GenBank genome assembly.
AUGAACCCCAUAUCUCUUGAAUCCGACCGGAUUGUCCUUCGUCCUGGGACAGUCGAUGAUGUGCCGGCGAUGGCGCGGCUUAUGGAUCUUGCCGUAGAAUGGCUUGUCAGGAAGGGCAUAACUGGGCAAUGGGGUACACAGCAGCCAUCGGAAAUCCCAGACCGCAUAAAGCAGUUCACCAGCUUUGCCGAGUCGGGCGGUUUAUGGGUCGCAGUAGAUAGUCAAUUCUCCGGCGCCGAGGAUGCGUCUGGGGUCAAUGGGUCCAGCUCCGUGCCAGGAGGCGCGGUCGGGUCCAUUGCGGUUGGAGAUGCGCCUCCGUAUGUCAAACCGGCGGAGGAGCCCGAGUUAUACAUCAAGGGCUUCAUAACCGAUCGGUCCUGGGCGGGACACGGCAUCGGAGCAAUGUUACUGGCCAAGGCACGCCAACUUGCACGCGAUGCUGGUGUUUCGGUGCUCCGAGUGGAUUGUUACAGGGGAGACGACGGUAAGCUUGUCAAAUACUACGAAUCGCAAGGCUUUGUGAAAACGGAAGAGUUUGAAGUUCACGGCUGGCCUGGGCAAGUUCUGAUGCAACGGCUGGAUUGA